Messenger RNA from Gastrolobium bilobum, 3027 nucleotides. Its product is annotated as BEL1-like homeodomain protein 6. Gene Ontology annotation, molecular function: DNA-binding transcription factor activity, RNA polymerase II-specific; RNA polymerase II cis-regulatory region sequence-specific DNA binding. The coding region runs from base 810 to 2837 and encodes 675 amino acids. The transcript is spliced from 6 exons. NCBI's taxonomy places the organism in Eukaryota, Viridiplantae, Streptophyta, Magnoliopsida, Fabales, Fabaceae. The record is from RefSeq and is a predicted model, not a curated record. Gene Ontology annotation, biological process: regulation of transcription by RNA polymerase II.
UUCCCUCUUCCCUUUUUUUCUCUCUUAUCUCUUCUCUCCAUCUCUCUCUCUCUCUCCUAUUUUGUACUCUAAAGUUCACUCCUUUUCUGAUCGGAACUCCUUCGCUCACAAAUUCUCCUUGCUGGAGAUGAAGCUAGGCAUGCCCCACUUUUUCUCUGGUUAAAGUGGUAAUUUUGGCUUUUCUUCUAUGCCCUCUUAUCAUUAACUUACUGAACACAAAGUGCUGCUCUUUGCUUUAACUGUUGCACUAUAUCUCUUUGGUUUUGGUUCCAAAGAACGAGAAACACACAGAGUGUGUUUUCCCUGGUCCUCUCUCUCAAUCUUGUUAUCAUCAACUUGUGCUUCUUGUUCUUGGGUACUUAUCCUCUGCAACCCGGAGGUAACUAUGUAUACCCAGAUGAUAAAUUUGGUUAAGACAACCUUUACUUGAAUGUGGGUUUAUUUAGUGGUGGGUACGCCUGAGAUUGAAGAUCUAUAAUUAAAGCUUGGUGUUGGUGGCAGGAAGUGGGAGAAAACUCCUAUUGUAAUUAAGAGAUCAUCUUUGACAAACUCCUAAUAGUUCUAUUACUACAUAAAAAUCUCUGAUCAGGAGGCAUUCGACUUCUGUUUCAACUUACAGUAUUGGACAAUCCAAACUCUGCACCAACCAGCAAUUCUGUGACUUUUAGGAAUCAGUAAAGUUCAGACAGCUUUUGUCUCAUUAUUGAACAAAAUAGAUUGUCUGUGUUAGUUUACUGCUUUUACUUAUCAAAGCGGCACCUUAAUCUGAUUGAGAGUAUCAAGCAUUGGGAUUCAACUGUCCUAAAAUUAUGGCAACUUAUUACACAAGUUCAAGUAAUCAAAGAGAUGCCGUGCCUAUGCUCUGUCUUAGGGAGCCUUUGCCUAGUUCGUAUACUGAGACACCAGUUCUUCCAAGCAAUAUGACAUUAUAUAUGAGCUCUGGUUCAUAUUCAGAAGCAUUGUCUGGUACUUCUCAGCAGCAAAAUAAUUGCUUUGUGAUUCCAUCAAUAGGUGCUUCACAUUCCACUCCUGAACGGCAAGAAAUCUUAGCAAAUAUUGGGGGGUUCCAAACUGGGGUUCAUGAUUUCAGUGCAUGGAGGGAGGGUAGAAAUGACAUGUUAGUCAGACAACAACCUAUGGAUGGACAGAACUUGCAGGGUCAGGGAUUAUCUCUCAGCCUUGGAACCCAAAUACCCUCAGGAAUACAAAUGCCUUCUCUCCAUGAUAGGAAUCAUAAUUUAAGUUUUGAUUCGUUUUUGGGUACUAAUCCAUCAAUUUCAGGUAAUGAGGCCUAUAAAAGUGGCUCAUCUAUGGAUGAAUGUAUGAGACAUUCUGAAAAUUUUCCACCUGGUUUAUCUGAAGCUAGUCAAGAUUUGAACAGGGGGGAUUUUUCCUUCCAUGGAAUGUCCAGUGCUGGAAGAACGGUUCCUAAUUCCAAAUACCUCAAGGCAGCACAACAACUGCUUGAUGAAGUUGUUGACAUCCGAAAAGCUAUGAAACGACCUGAUAUGAAAAGUCAUAGCACACAUGAGGACUCUAAGAAGAAUUCCAAGGAGGAUGAUGAACAACUAGAGAAUGAAAGAUCUUCUGCAAAUGGAGUGCCUAAUUCUCAAGGUUCAGCUUGUAACUCCUCUUCUGAGCUUUCACAUGCUGAAAAGCAAGAUCUGCACAACAAGUUAACAAAGCUUUUGUCAAUGUUGGAUGAGGUUGACAGUAGGUACAAACAAUAUUAUCAUCAGAUGCAGAUUGUGGCAUCAUCAUUUGAUGUGAUAGCAGGCUGUGGGGCAGCUAAACCAUACACAGCACUUGCUCUUCAAACCAUUUCAUGCCAUUUUCGGUGUUUGCGUGAUGCAAUUACUGGCCAAAUCAGUGCAACACAAAAAAACCUUGGGGAGCAAGAUGCUUCUGGUAAUAAUAAAGGAGUUGGAAUGUCAAGACUUAGGUAUGUGGACCAACAGAUCCGGCAACAGAGGGCUCUUCAGCAGCUUGGCAUGAUGCAACAUACAUGGAGGCCACAAAGGGGGCUCCCAGAAAGCUCUGUUUCAAUUCUUCGUGCUUGGCUGUUUGAGCAUUUCCUUCAUCCCUAUCCAAAGGAUUCUGAUAAGAUCAUGCUAGCAAGACAGACAGGCUUGACCAGAAGUCAGGUCUCAAAUUGGUUCAUAAAUGCGCGGGUUCGUCUAUGGAAGCCUAUGAUUGAGGAGAUGUACAAGCAAGAGAUUUGCGACGCUGACAUAGACUCAAGUUCUUCAUCUGAAAAUGCAUCCAAGGUAACAAAAAGUGAUGUCAAGACCUCCAAUGAGAUGUGCGAUGAUUCGCAGCACUUUCAAAGUUCAAUAGCCAAUAAGAAUUACAGUGGUGGACAAACUAAAGACCUCAGAUCUUCAUCUGAUCGAGGUCUCGACACAGAAAUCAUGGCUUCCACUGGUUCAGCUAGUCUACAAAGCAUAGGUCAUGAGGCUGAAACUGAGCAUAGGUUAGGAAAGCAGACCGAGGAGCAAAGGCCAAACUUCUAUGAUUGUGGUCUCUUCCCAGAUGACACAGUUGUUCAGCCUGGUGGAACUAAUGACAGGUUUAUGACGUGCCAAAUGUCGGAGUUUGGGAGGUUCAAGUCAGGAAGUGGAGUGUCUCUAACAUUGGGUUUGCAGCAUUGUGAAGGAGGUAACUAUUUGGAUGGUGAGACCCAUCUUAGUUUGGUUUCCAUGAAGGAGGAUGACAUCUACAAUGCAGCUGCAGCUUCUAACAUAGGAGCUGAGACAGCAGAACUUGAGUGCAUCAGUGCUGGAAACCAACAACAAAGGUUCAGUUCUCCCCAUAUGUCACAUGAUUUUGUAGUAUGAAAGAGACAAUUUCAUUUUACAAUGCUUGACGGUGAUAGUCAUAGCCUUAAGGUCUAAGACGAAAACAGUGUUAUGAUAUCAAGAAAUUUAUGAGAAGAUAUAUACGUCUUAUGGUUAAUAAUGUAUAAGGAAACAUGUAUAAUUAGGUCUAUACCUGCAUUGAAGAAACAUACGGUAAUGAUUUUCUCAA